This is a messenger RNA of Aspergillus pseudonomiae, 2221 nucleotides long. RefSeq lists its product as uncharacterized. The record is from RefSeq and is a predicted model, not a curated record. NCBI's taxonomy places the organism in Eukaryota, Fungi, Ascomycota, Eurotiomycetes, Eurotiales, Aspergillaceae. Bases 175 to 1536 code for a protein of 453 amino acids. The transcript has a single exon.
CAGUAGGCGUCAUUGAAUCGUGGGGUUGAAUCAAUGGCGGGAAAGAUGCGAAGAUUGGGUACAUGUCUUGGCAUCCCCGAACCACCGAGCACCCUUCUCAUAACCGUCACGAUAUUCAGCAGCUAGCUUAAGCGCAGUACCUUCGCGAAAGGAAUCGUUCCACUCCCAACGUCAAUGUCGGCGGACUUAUUCGCGGAAUUUGGAUUCGGGGCCCCAGCUAAUCAGUCCUCAGGGACUGCAGCCCAGAAGGGGGCUCGACCUGCCGAUGCAACAUCUCUAAUCCCCGAACUAGAAACCUUCGACAAUGCUCCCACAGCAUCUACGUCACACACUAUUCAGCCACGGGCGUUAGCGACCCAUCGAAAUGCAUUGGGAAAGUCUAAUGCAUCACAUUCGAUGCGCUAUGGCAAGGACAGUAAUGUUCUAUUUGAUGCCACCUUGGAAGACCCUCCCGACGACAGUAGUGAAGACUGGGGGGAGUUCGAAUCUGCGGAUACUCCGUCUUGUCAAGCCGCACCAGAAAUUCUUAGUCACACUGAGGGAAAUGCUUCACGUCAGUCAACGAAGGGUCCAAAUGAGCUGAAAAACCUUGCAGUCUCGCCCAAUCAUCUUGAUUUGCUAGACUCGUUAUCAAUAGAAGAUAAAUCACCGCAAAGGCAUUCUCAAGCCUCCAGCACACUUGUUAAUAAAAACAGCAAUGUUACAUCUACAGCUUCCGGCAUACCUGAUGAUGAAGAUGCUUUUGGUGACUGGGGUGACUUUGUAGACGGCCCACCUACGGAACCCUCCAAGAGUGUUGGGAGCCAAAGACUUGCUUCUGCAAAGGUACCAAUCCAGAAAGCAAAGGCCGCCACCAACCUAGAGAAACAGAUUUCUCCAACGUUCAACAUAUCAAGUAGCGCUGUCUCUCCUGCUCAGAUCCGCCCAACGAAUAUACCUCCACCAUCUGUUCUGUUGGAGUUAUUCCCUCGACUUUUUGAUCAACUCCGAAAGGAGGCUACUGAAGCUAGAAAAAACGUCCAAGAAAAGCAAAAUAUUGAGAAUGUUGCCCUGCUGAUUCUUUGCACUCUGAAAGCAGCAGCUCGGGUUGUUGCGGGCCGCACAUUGCGAUGGAAAAGGGAUAGCAUCCUGAGUCAGAGCAUGAGGAUCGGCCCAGCACGCGCAGGGAAGCCAGGAGGAAUGAAACUUAAUACGGUCAAUAAAAAUGAGGACAUCAAGGAACAACAAGAAGCUGUUGACGUGAUAUCUAUGUGGCGGGACCGGACCGCCCUGUUUAAUUCUGUGAUCCAGGCAUCUGGCAGACGUCCAAUUCAUGUCAUUCCUCCCAACAUCCGAGCGAUGACUGCCACCCCUGAACAGGGAGCCUUGAAAGCUUCCCAUGCUUGUGCCCUUUGCGGGCUAAAAAGAGAGGAACGACUACCCAAGGUUGAUGACCAGGUAGAGGAUAGCUUCGGAGAGUGGUGGACCGAUCAUUGGGGUCAUACUGAGUGUAGACAAUUCUGGGAGACCAACGUUGCCUUACUCGGUCAAAGAUGAGCCUCCUCUACAACAAACUGAUCCUUGACUAUAUCUACGAGUUUUAAGCUAUCGGAUUAUAGAGCUAGAAGGGCCUGACCUGCUCUACGCCCCGCCCCAGUACAGUGAAUUACUUACAACCCUGGCAACAGAAUAUUGCCAGAAGAUCUGAGAGCUGCCAGGUACACCUGCUUACGCUUAGCACUAAUAUUGACUCAGCCAAUAGCCAUAGCCCAGAGCAUCAGUGAUAUUCACGCAGGAUCAAGUGCCUGCAGCUUCGAUCCGUGAUGAAUGAUGACGAUGAUUGUAAUUGCGCCGUAAACUAGACCCGUUGCGGUUAAACCAAUACAUGGUAUCAUGAGUACCUACGAGGUAGAUACUAGUACUACCUAGUACCUACUAAGGUUAACGCAGUCUGCGGGUCCUCCGAUAACAAAUGAUAAGACACAACAAGUCAUUUGGACAACUCACAUUACCCAAGCCCAGACACUGGCCAGUUGAUAUCUAGCUAAUUAAAAUCUUCCGCUGGGUUUCACCUGGGAGUUUCAUGGAUUUUUACGCAUUUCGAUUGGCCUGAUGCGGGGUUGUGGUUUUGCUCCGGCAUCUCCUCCGUCCCCAUACCUUUAAUCGGUUUAUCCCCGUAAUAUUACACUGGGGGGACCUGAGGCAGCUGCCCGAUGGUCAGCCUACGGCUCCGGACAACCAC